AUGGGAGAACCUGUCCCUGUUCUUCACAAAUAUUAUCAGUCAGGAGACCUCAUCAUUGCCGGCAUUAUUUCUCAGAUCUACAUAUUUUCAGAUACCUUAACCUUUGAAAAACACCCAUCUCAGGAAUUUUCAGAUGACCAUAUGGUGCUGACUCACCUCUACCAGCACAUCCUGGCCUUGGCAUUUGCUGUAAAGGAGAUCAAUGAAACUCCCCAGAUCUUGCCCAACGUCACCCUGGGCUUCCACAUUUAUAACAGCCAUUUCAGUGCAAGCUGGACCUAUGAAGCCUCAAUGGAGCUUCUCUCAAGAAGGGCCAAGGCCAUCCCUAACUAUAAAUGUGAUGCUGAGAGCACUCCAGCAGCAGUCAUUGGGGGACCUAACUCUAAUGUCUGUCUUCACAUGACACCCAUCCUGUCUACCUACAAGAUACCGCAAGUCAUAUAUGGUUCUUCACCAGUCAUGAAUAAACAAUCUCAAGGAGUUUUCUUCCACCAGAUGUUUCCAAAUGGGGACCAUCAAUAUAGAGGAAUCAUCAAGUUACUGCUGCAUUUCCAGUGGACGUGGAUUGGAGUGGUUUCUGAGGCUGAUGAAAAUACAGAAGGUUUUAUAGAGAAUGUACUUCCACUGUUUUCCCAGAGUGGCAUCUGCUUUGACUUCAUAGAAACUUUACCUAAGCUAACAUCUUCCAGUGGUGUCACGGACAUGGUGGGGGAGGGCUUUCACGGUGUCAGUGUUAUUAUGGGAAGCACUACGAAUGUUGUGGUUGUACAUGGAGAAAUUCAGACAAUGGUGGUAAUGAAAAUGAUGCCCCAGGUUGUAAAAUUUGAGCAUAUACCAAUAAGAAACAAGGGUAAAGUCUGGUUCCUGACAGCCCAGAUGGAUACCACAUCAUUUCCAUUCCAAAGAAAUUGGGACAUAAGUUUCCUUCAUGGUUCUCUCUCCCUUGGAAUUCACUCAGUGGAUCUGUUAGCUUUCCAGAAAUUCCUUCAGAUCAAGAACCCAAGCACAGAAAAAGAAAAUGGUUUUAUCAAGGACUUCUGGGAAGAGUCAUUUAACUGUUCAUUCCCCAGUUCUGUGACAGAUAAUAUAGGUAGGCAAAUUUGCACUGGGGAGGAGAAGAUGGAGGCACUUCCUGUGUCUGUUUUUGAAAUGAAAAUGACUGCCCAUAGCUACAACAUCUACAAUGCAGUCUAUGCAGUGGCACAUGCUUUGCACAUCAGACAUUCAUCCCAAGUCAAGAAAAGGGGAAUGGCAAAGGGAGUGAGAUGGCAGCUUGCAAAUCAACAACCGUGGCAGCUCCAUCACAUUCUCAGAAGUAUUUCAUUUAACAACAGUGCAGGAGAAAAUGUGCAUUUUGACCCAAAUGGUGAAUUAAUUGCUGGCUUUGACAUUAUAAACUGGCUCACGUUUCCAAAUCAGUCCUUUCUUAGAGUCAAAAUUGGGAAGAUAGACUCCCUGGGUACCCAGGAGAAAUCAUUCACCAUUCAUGAGGAUGCCAUUGUAUGGCCCAACCAAUUUAACCAGACCCAGCCCAUUUCUAUAUGUAAUGAUCCUUGCCGUUCAGGCUACAGUCGGACAAAGAAGGAAGGGAAGCCAUUUUGUUGCUAUGAUUGCUUCCUAUGUCCAGAAGGAAAGAUUUCCAACCAGGAAGACAUGGAUGACUGUUUUGAAUGCCCAGGAGAUCAGUAUCCAAACAAUGAACAGGAUGGAUGCCUUCCGAAGCAAAUAACUUUCUUGUCCUAUGGAGACUAUUUGGGGGUCAUUUUGGCCACUUUUGCUCUAUUAUUUGCUUUUAUCACAGCUUUUGUGUUUUGCAUCUUUGUGAAGAACAAGGAGACUCCCGUAGUUAAAGCCAACAACAGGAGCCUAUCCUAUGCUCUCCUCAUCUCCCUCAUUCUCUCUUUCCUCUGUGCUCUGCUAUUCAUUGGCAAACCUCAUAAAGUGACAUGCCUCCUUCGACAAACCACUUUUGGCAUGAUCUUCUCAGUGGCAGUUUCUUGCAUAUUAGCCAAAACCACCACUGUGGUUCUAGCUUUCAUGGCCACCAAGCCAGGGUCAAGGAUAAGGAAAUGGGUAGGGAAAAGGUUGUCAAAUUCUAUUGUGUUUUCCUGCUCCCUUAUCCAAGCCACAAUUUGUACUGGGUGGGUGGCAACUUCUCCUCCAUUCCUGCACUUUGACAUCCAUUCAAUGGCUGAAGAAAUUGUAUUGGAAUGUAAUGAAGGAUCAGUCACCAUGUUCUACUGUGUCCUAGGCUUCAUGGGAAUGCUGGCCCUUGUCAGCUUCACUGUGGCUUUCCUAGCUAGGAAAUUGCCAGACAGUUUCAAUGAAGCCAAGUUUAUCACCUUCAGCAUGUUGGUCUUUUGCAGUGUGUGGUUGUCCUUUGUUCCAACCUACAUGAGCACCAAGGGGAAAUACAUGGUGGCUGUGGAGAUUUUCUCUAUCUUGUCCUCCAGUUUUGGGUUACUUGGCUGCAUCUUUUUGCCAAAAUGUUAUGCUAUUUUGCUGAGACCUGACUUGAACAGCAGGGUGCAGCUAAUAAGAAGAAAGUACUAA
Podarcis raffonei (Aeolian wall lizard) is the source of this 2553-nucleotide messenger RNA. Its product is annotated as vomeronasal type-2 receptor 26-like. NCBI's taxonomy places the organism in Eukaryota, Metazoa, Chordata, Lepidosauria, Squamata, Lacertidae. Gene Ontology annotation, biological process: G protein-coupled receptor signaling pathway. The transcript has 7 exons. The record is from RefSeq and is a predicted model, not a curated record. The coding region runs from base 1 to 2553 and encodes 850 amino acids. Gene Ontology annotation, molecular function: G protein-coupled receptor activity. Gene Ontology annotation, cellular component: membrane.